UGGUGCUUAAGCUGUUAGACUCUUAUUAGAAAAUAAGUUCGAUUAUAAUUGAAAUUAGACAGAUUAUAAAAAUUUUACCAAUUACCCACCAUGGGGUUAUCAGCAUUAUCAACAAAAAUGCAAAGAAACAUAAAAAAGCAAGAAAAGAAGCCUUCUCUCCGUUUCCUUGCUGCAAUCAAAUUUCCAUUAAAAGGAAAAAAUCUAUUGCUGUGAUUGUUUUUUUUUGUCAGGGGAGGGCAUACCCGAAAAAAAAGAAGAAAUCCUGACUCGAAAGUAAAACUUUUUAUAGUUUUAUAAAGCUGACUAGAUCACUGGAUCAAAAUGCGGAAGACUUAUUGUCAUGAUUUUAAGUUAUAACAAAGUCCACCUUUUCAACUCAAAAUCAUUUUGGUAGAUAUCUUAUUUUAUUUUUUUUAUGGAAGUGGGAUUCGUAACUAAGAUUUUGAGCAUAUAUUAGUUUGUCAGAAUAGGGUGGGCUCGCCCAGAGUAGAGAUAAAAACGACAUCGUUUUAAUUUUAUCCCCAUCUCUCUUUCUUUCUCAAAGAGAUAAAAUAUCAUGAAAGCGAAAAACGUAAGAAGAAUUAUCUUACAAUAGAAAAAGAUAAAGCAUGUGAUUGACACUUUAUCAGAUGCUUGCUUUCCUAUGGUGACAGAUCUGCUGCUCUCAGUUUCACGAGAUCUCCUUACUGUUAACUCGCUUUCAUAGCUAAUGGCGUUGAAGCGGGGACUGUCCAGUGUGGGAAUCCACAGGAACAAAAGUUCUGGAUUUCGAUUGCCUUUCGUGACUCUUGUUGUCUUCUCAGUUCUCGCUCCACUUGUUUUCUUCGUCGGUAGAGGGCUUUAUAUAUCUGAUGAAAAUGGUGUUCAAAGUGGUUUUACCAAACAGAAUGUUGAUUGGAGGGAAAAGCUGGCAUUGCAAUCUAUCAAAAACCUUUUCACUAAAGAGGUUAUUGAUGUUGUAACUACAAGCACGGUUGAUUUGGGGCCACUAAGUCUUGAUUCUUUCAGAAAAGGCAAUUUGUCUGCGUCAUGGAAAGUUACUAGGGUAGAGAUAUCAGUUGAGGAUAAUGGUACUUCUCAGUCAAACCAAAAGACUACAGACUUGAAACAAGAAAUAUCUCAAGUUAAAGAGGGAAAGCUUUUAGAUGAUGAUCAUUCACAUGAUACACCUGCUAAAACACUUCGAAGGCAACUUAGAGAUAAUAGACGCAAGAAGCGGGCAGCUGAAUUGGUGCAACAAGAUGAUGAAGCUACUGUGAAACUUGAAAAUGCAGCCAUUGAACGAUCCAAAGCUGUGGACUCUGCAGUUCUGGGCAAAUACAAUAUAUGGAGGAAAGAAAAUGAGAAUGAUAACUCUGAUUCCACAGUACGCUUAAUGAGGGAUCAAAUUAUAAUGGCAAAGGUUUAUGUAGGUAUAGCAAAGUUGAAAAAUAAGCUUGACUUCCUACAAGAACUGCAGAUCAGGCUCAAAGAGAGUCAGCGUGCCUUAGGAGAGUCAACAGCUGAUGCUGAUCUACCUCACAGUGCCCCUGUGAAAAUUAAAGCAAUGGGCGCGGUUUUAUCGAAAGCAAGAGAGCAAUUGUAUGAUUGCAAGUUGGUCACCGGAAAGCUCAGAGCAAUUCUUCAGAUAUCAGAAGAACAAGUUAGGAGCUUGAAAAAACAGAGCACGUUCCUUAGUCAAUUAGCUGCCAAAACAAUUCCCAAUGCGAUCCAUUGCUUGUCGAUGCGUUUGACCAUAGAAUACUAUCUCCUUCCCCUAGAGAAGAGAAAGUUCCCUAGAAGUGAGAAUUUGGAAAAACCAUAUUUCUACCAUUAUGCCCUCUUCUCUGAUAAUGUCUUGGCUGCAUCAGUUGUUGUCAACUCAACUAUCAUGAAUGCUAAGGAUCCUUCAAAACAUGUUUUCCAUCUUGUUACCGAUAAACUUAAUUUUGGAGCAAUGAACAUGUGGUUUCUGUUAAAUCCCCCGGGAAAAGCCACCAUUCAUGUUGAAAAUGUUGAUGAAUUCAAGUGGCUUAAUUCAUCCUAUUGCCCUGUCCUACGGCAGCUUGAGACUGCUGCAAUGAAGGAAUAUUAUUUCAAGGCAGAUCAUCCAACCACAUAUGGAUCUUCAAACUUGAAGUAUCGAAACCCAAAGUAUCUCUCAAUGCUUAACCACUUGCGGUUCUAUCUGCCACAGGUAUACCCUAAGUUAGAUAAUAUCCUCUUUCUUGAUGAUGACAUUGUUGUCCAGAAAGACUUGACUGGAUUAUGGUCUGUGGAUCUCCAUGGAAAAGUAAAUGGUGCAGUAGAAACUUGUGGUGAAAGCUUUCAUCGUUUCGAUAAGUAUCUAAACUUCUCAAAUCCUCAUAUUUCACGAAACUUUAAUCCUAAUGCUUGUGGAUGGGCAUAUGGAAUGAAUAUGUUUGAUCUCAAGGAGUGGAAAAAGAAGGAUAUAACUGGCAUAUACCACAAGUGGCAAAAUAUGAAUGAAGAUAGAGUGUUGUGGAAGCUUGGGACACUCCCUGCAGGGCUGAUUACAUUUUAUGGUCUGACACAUCCACUUGAGAAGUCAUGGCAUGUACUUGGUCUGGGCUAUAAUCCAAGUGUAGACAAGAGAGAAAUUGAACGUGCAGCAGUUAUCCACUACAAUGGAAACAUGAAACCGUGGCUGGAGUUGGCUAUGACAAAAUAUCGACCAUACUGGACCAAGUACAUCAAGUAUGAUCAUCCCUACCUUCGCAGCUGCAACCUUAGUGAAUGAACCUGAUUAAUCAUAACAUUUUUUUUUUUUGCUUUGCUUCUCUCUCUAUCCCACAUUGUUUAUUUUUCUUUGUAAUUCAUUAAAUUCAUUCCCUCAAGCACUCACCCAUUGGAACGAGUUAAGAAAUUGUAUGCAAUGUUAACCUGUGAAAACACCCCAUGAAUUUUUACCCCCUCCAUUUUGGAGAUAAGUUAAUUUUAGACAGAAUAGUGAACCUCAUAUGAACCUGAGUCCACCGUAUUUUUCGAACAAUGGAUCGUUUUGCAGGAUUUAAUAUGUAUGAGUUUUUAUAUCUCAAAUAUACUAAAUUUCUAUGUUUUCU
Molecule: messenger RNA, 3062 nt
Organism: Durio zibethinus
Lineage: Eukaryota; Viridiplantae; Streptophyta; Magnoliopsida; Malvales; Malvaceae
Product: polygalacturonate 4-alpha-galacturonosyltransferase-like
Molecular function (GO): polygalacturonate 4-alpha-galacturonosyltransferase activity
Source: RefSeq, a predicted model, not a curated record